AAACUCAUUGCGUCACAUCCGGUCAGCUGCCACUUCCGGGUGCGGUAAAACAGCAGAGAAGUAGGAAACACCACACGUAUAUGGAUUAAUCAAAAGGACAAGACACUGGCUAUAAAGUCGGAGGAGUUUGUGGUAUCGUCCACAGUGGAUUUAUAGAGAUAAACACACAAACUGGAGACUGUUUUAACGAUAUUUUACUUCGUCUGACGGACUGAACGUUGUUUUUACCGAGUAAUCGUUUAUGUCUUCUUGCUAGCUUAUACCAGCGCAGUGUUAGGUGAUACGCGUAGACGAAUAGAUUUCUCUUUUGGAUAAGCUACUCGUGGUCACAGUUAUUCCCGAUAAAUCUCUUAUUCGUAUCGGCACUGCGUGUUUGAUUGUAAUUGUAAGGCGUUUUCCGAGUUUGUUUUGGUCGGGACUGCAUUAGAAACACAUGUUCCUAACUGUGAACACAAGUAAGAAAAAAAACUCUUUUCCUCAAAUAUCCAGGACACAUUGAGAAACAUCUCAACAAGUGGAGAAAAUGGAUGUGAUGUGGACUUCACUCACCACACAGAAAACACAGCAGAUGCUUGGUAAAUAACACUUUCCUACAGCUGGUAGUCUCCACUACUUUUUCCUGCUCCUGCUGACGUCACAUAACAAACAGUAUCCCGUGUUUGAAUUUGGCUGAGGUGGAGAAGGUCUUCUUUGUUUUAUUUUUGUUUCAGCACGGCCCAUAUUUGCUUAGGCCAAGCUCUUCAUAUCAACAGUGAAGGAUGAAUGGUCUCUCUAUCAGUGAGCUCUGCUGCCUGUUCUGCUGUCCGCCCUGCCCUGGCCGCAUAGCAGCCAAGCUUGCCUUCCUGCCCCCUGAGCCCACAUACACCUUUCUUCCAGACACAGAAGCAGGCCCAACUGUGCCAGGGGGAACAGGGACAUCUAGCCUACGGUCACAGAGCGGAGGAUCAUUUGCAGGAAGCGGAGGGGCUGGGGCUGUGGAGGGGAGAUGGAAGCUUCACCUGACAGAGCGAGCAGAGUUUCAGUACUCACAGAGAGAGCUGGACAUGACAGAGGUGUUCCUCACUCGAUCCAGCCGAGGGAACAGAGUCGGCUGCAUGUACAUUCGUUGUGUUCCUAAUGCCAGAUUUACAGUGCUUUUCUCCCACGGAAACGCAGUUGACCUGGGCCAGAUGAGCAGUUUCUACUUUGGCCUCGGCACUCGCAUCAACUGCAACAUCUUUUCCUAUGACUACUCGGGCUAUGGUGUCAGCACUGGCAAGCCCUCUGAGAAGAACCUCUAUGCUGACAUAGAUGCUGCCUGGCACGCCCUGCGCACACGGUAUGGCAUUACCCCAGAGAAUAUUAUCCUGUAUGGACAGAGCAUUGGCACAGUUCCAACUGUGGACCUGGCAUCACGGUACGAGUGUGCUGCUGUGGUCCUUCACUCGCCUCUGACAUCUGGCAUGAGAGUGGCCUUUCCUGAGACAAAGAAAACCUACUGCUUCGAUGCUUUCCCCAACAUUGAGAAAGUGUCCAAAAUCACAUCUCCGGUGCUCAUCAUCCAUGGGACGGAAGACGAGGUGAUCGACUUCUCCCAUGGCCUGGCUCUGUUUGAGCGCUGCCCCAAGGCUGUGGAGCCUCUCUGGGUGGAGGGAGCAGGACACAACGACAUUGAAUUGUACAGCCAGUAUCUGGAGCGCCUGCGUCGCUUCAUAGGGCAGGAGCUGGUGAUACAACAUGCCUGAUCAAAGUCACUACACUCAUUAUCAGUGUCAUCAUUACCAUGUUUCCUCUCUGAUGGAAAUCCAAGAGUUGUCUGAACAGUCCUUGGCUUACUGCAACUUCCAGAGGUGUAAGGUUUCACAUACUGUAUAGUGCUCUGUUCUCUGGGCCCAGGAUGCCUUUAACGGACCAUGGAUCGAUACGACACAGAGGAAAGGACAGUGUAUAUCAGAUAUGCGUGAGAGCGAAAGACUCCUCUUUUUUUAACAGUACAGUUGCCAUGUGUCAUGUCACUGUGCAGUGAUAAUUUGUGUUGAAAUUAAAUAGAGAGGGUGAGUUAACAGUACAACAAACUGAUAAAUUAUCAUGUACGCUGUGGAAAGUUUUCAGCCUGAUCGUAGAGUUUGUGUGUAACUAACCUGUUAACCCAAGUUAAAUGGACUGUGGUGAAGCAUGGUGGAUAUUCCACCCUCUGAUGUCUAGUGGGGAAUAUUUUGGGCUUCUCACAAACAGGUGUGUGAUUAUGUUCUCCACAGUGAAUUAGUUUUAUUAGCACCUGUACAAUCUAAUGCAAUCCAAUAGAAAAGCCAUCCAGUAAAUCCUGUUUCACAAGGGUUUAUUUGGUGGUGUUGUGUUGAACUGCAUUACACUGGAAAGUGUUUCUAAUGUCCCUCGUGUAUGUAGACUGGGGGGUGGAUUAAAAAAAACGAACCCCUCUGUAUUCUUGGCAGGAAAUGACAUUAAUGAAUAUAGAUGCAUUUUGAGUGUGUUUGAUUUUCACUGUACUGAACAUUUUGCUCAGGUGACCCUUGUUUAGACAUUGGUAUGAAUGCGUGUUGUUUUAUAUGCAGUUGGCUAAAUCGCCUCAGAUCAUUUAUAGCAAAACCUUCUGAAAUCACAUUGAUCCAGGGUGAGGACUUUUUUAUUUUGAAAUUUAACCAGUAAUGAAUCGUGAAUCACACUCCGUAAGGGAGUACAGACCAAACCUUGAGUUUAGUGAGCCCUAACAAGGUGUUAGUAUUAUUAUUAUUAUUAUUAUUAUUAUUUGCUGCAGUUAAUUUAUCUUGCUAUUUGCAACACAUUUACGUCCCAGUGAUGGCGCUGGAUCAGCUGAAGAACAGCUGAUGUUCCAGAGCCUCAGAACACUCCUUCAUUUAGUGGAAUGCCUGUGACAGUCUGUUGUGUUAGCCCCAUCCAUUUGUUGUAGGUUCCUAGUCUUGUUUUUGUCUCGCACACCAGCAGAUCACAGCUGUGCGUUCCUGUUUUGCUCAGUGUCUGGAACAAGAGAAGCAACACUAAAAUUAAACAGGUCCUGUUUUUCUCCCUCCAGCCUGUUUCUGUCUCCAUGUCUUUGGGUUUUUCUUUUAUGUCUGAUGGCUGUCUUACUCAUCAUUUACUCAUGAGCUUCACAUUAUUAACUGUUGUUCCUACCUUUAACUGGAUAAGCACAAAGAUGCUUUAUAGCAAAGCAGUAUAGUUCAUUGGUUGUUUUACAGCUUUACCAAAGUAGGAAAAGAGAUCAGUGUUUGCUAUUUAUCGUCCUACAAAACACUACUUUUCCACCACUCUUUUAAAUUAUAUUGUCAGGCAGAGGUAGAUAAGCUGUAUGAAAUUGUAGAACAUCUUGUCUCUGUUUUGCCAUUGACUUCUUGGUAACACUAUGGUUUUUACUACACAAAGCUAAUAUUUCAAAAGUACAAUUUCUAGUUCUAAUUUCUGCUGCUAUGGCUGUAAGACAGGAAAAUCAAAAAUGAUGAGCUGCCCCUGUUUUGUUGUUUUUUUUUGUGCUGAUUAUUUGAGGAAAUAUUGCAAAUUAAUUGGCUCAUUUUGCUGCAGGUGUCAUCUUUUUCUUUUCUGUGACAGUACAAAAACUGGUACAACAUGAUGUGAGCUGGUUGCCCUGUUGACGUUGUUUUGGGUUGACUAAUGGGGUAAAUCAUAAUCCCUUUUUUCACUGCCUUUGUGAGAGUCCCUGCAUCUUUUGAACCUCAGUGUUGCAGUGUUCAAGUUCUUAAUUGAAAGUUAAGACUCUUCCGUUUGAUGGGCUUUAAGAAGGAGUCAGGAUUUUCUUGUUGAUGUAUGAACCAAAGUCUUGUUUUUGUUUAUUUUACCUGCUGUUUAGGUUUGUGUCUUUGCAACCAAAGGCAUUUUUAAUUAGAUUUUUUUUUUUUUUUAUCUGUAUGCUUUGAUUUUCUUCCACUAUUCCUUUGGAUGCAAAUGAAAUGUAUAAGUGUCAUAUCACUAAAUAAUGUUUUAUCAUAUUACAUCUGGUUUCACAUAUGCAAUAGAGUUUAAAUAUUAUAAAUUAACCAAGUUUGGGGUGUUUAUUUUUUCAAGCUGUUUAUAAUUCAUCAGCUGUGGAGGGAUACAACUCAGCAGUACACUAAAGCUGUGUGUGUUGGGAUAUGUUUAGAAAAGGGUGUGGGAUGAUAAAAGAACAAUGCCAGAGGAGCUUCAAGCUCGAGACAAAGCUUUUGUUUUAAAAGGAAACUGUUUUCUAUUUAUCUCAGGCUUGUUUGGAUCUCGGGUGUAACACAGCUGUGUAUCAGCUUUGUCAUUGCACAUUGUUGCUCAUUAUACUGACAAAUUUUUUGAUUUAAAAAAAAAA
Molecule: messenger RNA, 4309 nt
Organism: Monopterus albus (swamp eel)
Lineage: Eukaryota; Metazoa; Chordata; Actinopteri; Synbranchiformes; Synbranchidae
Gene: abhd17ab
Product: abhydrolase domain containing 17A, depalmitoylase b
Exons: 5
Coding region: 759-1724 (321 amino acids)
Biological process (GO): protein depalmitoylation; regulation of postsynapse organization
Cellular component (GO): plasma membrane; endosome membrane
Molecular function (GO): palmitoyl-(protein) hydrolase activity
Source: RefSeq, a predicted model, not a curated record